AGAGAGAGAGAGAGAGAGAGCGCUUCUCAGCCGUCAUGAUGGCGUCUCACCGAGUCGGGAUGGGGUUUUUCCGCCGCCUCCUGUGUCGGAAUUCAGCAGGCGACGUUACGUGUGGGAUUUGUGCGAAGACGCGACGCUACGUGUAGGCGAAGACGAUGAAGGACGAGGAGAAAAGCGCCGAGCGAAAAAGCGGCGCCGGUGUGGUGGAGGGCCGGAGCGGCACGGGGACGUGGACGAGCCCGAGCCCGGGGCUCCAGGAAGCGGCGGCGAGCCGAGGAGGAGGCGCAGGAGGCGGAGGAGGAGGACGGAGCUCGGCUGCUCCCGCUCCUGCUCCUGCAGGGAUCCGGGUUUUAAAGCGUAACAUGAAGCGGAACGGCAGCCGGGCCUGUGUGACCAGGAAGUCUCGCUUCGGCUCCCGUGAGAGGGACUGGCUGAAGGGUGACGCCCAGCGCGGGUGUGUGUGUCUGUACGGAGCCACCGAGGUCGUAACCCCGGGACCCCAGACCUCGUCCACGACCCAGCCCGACCUCAGACUGGUGCUCUGCUCCACCAGUACCACGGCGGAGGAGCUGUGUGCCCAGCGUCACGGCCAGGGCCUUUACCUGCAACUGCAUGGAGACCUGAUCAGGAGGCUGGAUUCGUCUGAGCGUCCUCUUCAGAUGGUGUACGAUUAUCUGACCACUAUGGGCUACGACGAUCCUGUGCGUGUCCAGCAUGAAGCGGCGAACUCCGACCUCAGCUGCAUGAUUCGCUUCUACACCGAGCGACCGGCAAACACUGACCAGCAGGACCGGACCCUCCUGAAGGGCGUGUUCAACGUGCGCAAGGGCAAGACGCAGCUUCACAAGUGGGCGGAGCGACAGGUGAUCCUGUGCGGCACGUGUCUCAUCGUGGCGUCCGUGAAGGACAGUCUGACGGGGAAGAUGCACAUCCUGCCUCUGGUCGGGGGGAAGGUGGAGGAAAUGAAGAGGAGGCAGCACUGCCUGAUGUUCAGCUCGGCCGGACCUCAGGCUCACACCUACUACGUUAACUUCGACACGCUGGCCGAGUAUCAGCGCUGGCAUCGGCAGGCCUCGAAAGUGGUAUCUCAGACCAUCAGCUUGGUGGAUUUGUCCUGCUACAGCCUGGAGGAGGUUCCUGAAUAUCUCUUCUACGGCCAAGACGUCACACACCUCAACCUGCGCCACAACUUCAUCAGUCUCGAGGGUCCUGGAGGUCUUUGCAACUUUAACAGGUUCACUCAGCUCAAGAGUCUCAACCUGUCUCACAACCGACUAGGCGUGUUCCCCGAGGCCGUGUGUGAAAUCCCGACUCUAUCCGAGCUCAACCUGUCCUGUAACGGUCUCGGCUCCGUGCCCGCCCGGAUCGGCAACCUCCAGAGCUUGCAGACUCUCUCUCUGGAUGGGAAUCACUUGAGCUCUCUGCCUGAUGAGCUGGGGGAUCUGGUGCAGCUCUGCAGUCUCGGGCUCUCCUUCAACACGUUCCCUCACAUCCCCGCCGUGCUGGAGAGGCUCAGCGCUGUGGACCGGCUGCUCAUGGCCGGGAACCGAGUCGAAGCCUUGGAGCUCUGCAGCCUGCUGAGGAUGAGUCACGUCAAGAACAUCGAUUUACGACUAAACGGGCUCCGCAGUGUGAGAAGUGAGACUCUGGAGCCCAUAAAGCAGCUCAUCCAGCUGGACCUGAGGGACAACCGGCUGACCGAACUGAACCUGUGCGCGACCUGUAACCUGGACACUCUGCACUGCGAGCGCAACCAGCUGGAGGCGCUCACGCUCAGCGGCUUCACGCUACGUAGCCUGUACGCCAACAAUAACCGUUUAUCUACAAUCAGCAUCUAUCCAGUUCCUAAUCAGCUGACGCACAUGGACGUGUCCUGGAAUGUUCUGGAAUGCCUGCCCGACUGGGUGUGUGACAGCAGAAAGCUCGAGGUGCUGGACGUCUCCCACAAUCUUCUGCUGGAGCUCCCGGCCAGACUGCUCAGUGGUCUGAGUCUGAGGAAGCUGCUGGUUGGCAGUAACGCGUUACAGUGUGUUCCUGAUUUACUCGAUCACAUCCCUCUGGAAACCCUCGACCUGCAGCACAACAAACUCACUGAGCUCCCGGAGAACUUCUUCUCCAAGGCCUUAAAUUUAAAAUACCUGAACAUAUCCGCCAAUGCGCUGGAGACAAUCCCGCCGAGUAGCCAAACCGAGGAGAGCCUCAGCACCCUGCAGGAGCUCUACCUCACCGGGAACAACCUGAACGAGAACUGCGCCGCCCUGCUGGUGGGACACCAGAAUCUGCGGGUUUUGCACGUGGCCUAUAACCAGUUGCUGUCAUUCCCUGCCAGUAAGCUGAGCAAGCUGGAGCUGCUGGAGGAACUGAAUGUGAGCGGUAACAAGAUGAAGACCGUCCCCUCCACCGUGUCCAGCUGUAAGAGACUUCACACCCUCAUCUCACACUCCAACCACAUCAGCGUCUUCCCCGAAGUCCUCAACCUGCCCGAGAUAAAGCUGGUGGACGUGAGCUGUAAUGAGCUCACCGAGAUCCUGCUGCCCGAUUCUGUCCCGGCCACGCUGCAGGAACUCGACCUGAGUGGGAACAGCAGCCUGAUGCUGGAACACAAAACCCUCAACCUGUUCAGUCAUAUAACUACUUUGAAGCUGGACCAGAAGCCGUCUCUGACCGCGGCGGACUCGCAGGGCCCGUGCGUACUUUGGGAUCACGGCUACGCCGAGAUGAGCGGCCAGAGGAACAAGCUGUGUGUGUCCGUGCUGGCCAUGGAUCGAUUCGGGGACAGCGUGGAAGCGGUUUACGGGAUUUUCGACGGCGACCGGAAUGAGGAAGUGCCGCGGUUGCUGCAGUGCACCAUGGGAGACGUGCUGGCUGAAGAGCUCCAGCACAGCAGCGUGGACAGCGUGUACAUGUGCAACACGUUCCUCACCUCACACAGAAAGCUGGGGAUGGCGGGGCAGAAGCUCGGGGCGUCGGCUCUCCUCUGCUACAUUCACCACGAGUCCUCUGAGUCGAGCAGCUACUUCAGCCUGACCGUGGCCAAUGUAGGAACCUGCCAGGCUUUGCUGUGCCGCGAAGGCCAACCGCUGGCCUUGUCCAAAGUCCUUAGCCUGGAGCAGAGUGCUGAAGAGAUGGAGAGGGUCAAAACGGCCAAGGCAAUUAUCACUGAGGAUAACAAGGUGAGUGGUGUUACAUGCUGCUCUCGGCUGUUGGGAUGCUCCUAUCUGUUCCCCUGUGUCCUUCCUAAGCCCUGGGUACGAACUGAACCGCUUUGCGCUCAGGAUGAGUUCCUAAUCUUGGGCAACAGGGCACUUUUCCAAUAUCUGUCUUACCAAGAGGCAGUAACUACUGUGCUGGCUGUCCGAGACCCUCGAGCCGCUGCCAAAAAGCUUUGCACGCUUGCCCAGAGUUAUGGGUGCAAGGACAAUGUCGGUGCAGUAGUUGUAGCUCUGCGCAUUGGCGAGGAUAGUUGUACUUGUGAGCCUAUGCUCUCCACAGAGGUCCGAGGACCCCCCAUACCAAACCCCAUUCCCAUAUCUGUGCCACCUCUUGACCCGGCCACUCCUUCUUCAAGUAGUGGCAUCGCCUCAGAGUUCAACAGCGAGACCUCUGCGUCUGAGGUGGGAAGUGAGGCUGGAUCCACGGCGUCUGAUGAACACACUUCUUCGGGUCCAAAUGCACGACAUGAACGCCGCUGCAGCUUGCACCCAGCUGCCACGAUUUGCAACACUGGAGGUCCUGGAAGUCUAGGGGUUGGAACUCAUCCUGCUCUGUUCCAGCGCCAACCAUCCUCCGCGACAUUUUCCAGCAACCAGUCUGACAAUGGUCUAGACAGCGACGAUGAGGCUCCACUGGAGGGCGUCAUUUCCAAUGGGAGUAAGUUGGAAGUCGAGGUGGACAUCCACUGCUGUGCUUUCCAGCUUCGCUCUGGGCGUCCGGAAAGCCCCAAGGAACUAGAUAUCCGCGGCACCAACUACACCAACAGCAAGAUGCGCCGUCAGAACAGUGUGGUGGUGUCAACCGCUAACGGCUGUCUUCUUGCUGUCUGUGGCCGAGAGAUCUCGGACCUCAAGAAAUCUCCCUCUACGUCCAGUCUGUUUGGGAAGAAGCUCUCUAAUGGUUCUGUUGUGGCACUUGAGGACAGUCAUAACAUCAUUGAGGUAGCACUCGAAGCACCGAAGAAGAAGUCUGGUUACUUUGCAGCACCUGCCCAACAAGAUCCUGAGGAUCAGUUAAUCAUACCUCCCAGUCUUGAACAAGAUGUUCGGGAGCAGCUGAGGGGCCAAAGUCCUGUGGUUUCUGGCCCUCCGCCACCCUUACCACCUCCCACAAGCAGAGGUUCAAACUGGGAUCACCCUCACCCUGGUCUCCCUCCUGCUACCUUUCAACAGGAGGUCUACGACACUGCUCUGUAGUGGGUACUACCCGCGGUGACCUAGUGCCAUAUUGUGGAGGUGGAUGUGGUUCAUUUUGCUUUGAUUUUUAUUUUCCAGUUCUUAUUCAGCUCUGACAUUGUGUGAAGACCUGCAUGUGCUAUGUGGUGACAUCCCACUUACCUGGAGCGGUCUCUGGUAAACCUAAGAAGUGGACAGUAUUGACAAAAAGUGCACAAAUUUCAAGAACAGUAAAACAAAAUCUUGAUAGUUGGCUGACUAGCAAAAACCACAUGAACUAAAAUACCUCAUACACGACCUUGCAUAACUAACGAGCUACAUAGCCCUUUAUGAUAUCAUUUGGCAGAAAGGUUCUUUGGGCUUAAACCAUGACCAAAAGGUAAGAAAAGUGCCUAUUGCAGAUGGUUCCGGCUCUCCAGCACCUCCAUUGGUCUGGUGCGCUUUCACUGUUACCGAGAAAUGCCAAUUUGUUUUUCCUGCCUAAAACUACUCGAUCAUUUUUAGUUGACGUAAAAAGCUGAAGUAUGAUUGGGAAAGCUCAGCUUUCUUCAUCCUGUCUGGUGGAGUGCAAAUUGCAGAACAAACUUCUAAAGCCAUGGGAAGGAUGGCACACACUGUUUGGCUUCCUCCAGCCUUUCUGGAACCUUCUGCACAAAAUAUGCACCGCACACCACAUCCUGUUGUGGUGGACAUCGGUAAUAGAGGUGGUUCUCACCAAAACUGUGACUGAGAGGAGGAACUAGACCAAACUUGAUAUCUCAUAUCAUUUCAUGAUGCAUCUAAGAUGCAGUUGCAGUCUCGGCCAAUCAGAAAGAGACAGUUAUUAAACGUAACUGGUUGAAAUCACGACUUAAUUGUGAGUUAUUAGGACUACUUGAAGCGUGCCAUUAGAGACUGAAUUAUCAAAGCACUCAUGCCUAAAGCUUUUGAGGCUUAAAUACUGUACAUACUUGGUCUUUGCACUAAAAGUGCUGCAAAGUAACUGGUACUGAUAGAGCAUGAAUGGGGUAUUUUUCAUCCUAUAUCUGAACCGCUAAGCUAAUUAACUGCGAAAAAACUACAUUAUAUCCAUAUGUUCUCCUGAGUGUGUUUAUGUCUGUGCGCAACACCUGAUUUCACCUGAUUUAUGAUGUGAUCGUUCUUGCCCCAUACCUUGAUAUGGGUUGUUUUUUUUUUUAAAAAGAAAAUGACGAUGAAUGAAUGCAGAGGAUGCCUUCACAGUGUGAUUAAGCUUUGUGUGAAUGUAACAUGCACUUAUUUGUUAUAUCUCGAGUUAUAUAUACGAUUUACACUAGGGUUUCUCAAGGACCAGAUGUGAUCGCUGAUGAGAAUACACGAUUGGAGACAGUCGUUCAAAAAGCGCAAACGAGGCCACACCCACAGAAUGUGUCCAAAUUUCCUGGAGGAGUAACGCCUUCAGAAUGGACAUUUAACUGAACCGUUUUCACGUCGUACUUGGCGACGUUUCAGCCUUCCUGGUAUAUAUCCUUGGUACCGAGGGCUGUAAGAAGGCUCGCCGUUUUAAUGAGGUUCUCUUUGGAGAUGAAUAUGUGUCGUAGUUAAUAUUUUUUACAAUGCUGAAUAUGCACAACGUCUGAGUCUGAGGUAAGAAAUGAAAAACAAAACCAUCUGUCCUCAUAAAUAGUUAUAACCGUGAUGGUACCGUUGUCAGUCCCCUGUCAGUCCUUACACUGAUGUCUGCUUAGAAAUUUGUUUGUUUACCCUUACGAUCCCACCCACCUUCUCAAUCAAACGUUCUCGCUAGAGAUCACAUCUGACCUUUAAGAAUAAUCCAGUAGGGAAAACUUAAAACACUGUUAAGAACUUUGUUGAAUACGACAUGCACACAGGUGGGGCUUUGGGUCGGAGGAAGUAACCAGAUAUGGUGUUUUUAUUUUAUUUAGUAAUCACUUAAGCACUUAAUCCUUCGUGGAAAGAAAUGCAGAAAAAAAGAAAGUAUUGAAGACUAAUAACUGGGAAGACGUAAGACGUCCUUGCUGGCAUUGUGUCACAUGUCAAACUGUCAUACAUGCUGUAAUUGUUAUAUUUGGCACUGAAUGCAGAGGUGGCAACAUUUAUGCAUUUGCUAUUUUUGAUCCAUUGCUACAGGGAUAUGGGAGACGCUAGAAAACAUUUUUAAAAAAUUAUUAUUUUUUUUUUUGCUAAACGUGAAUAAAAUUCACCUGACAGAAAAGAAACUUCACCGAAAGGGAAAGGACGCAGGAUGUAAAUGGCCGUUUGUUUUUGAUUAGUGUUUACUUUUGCUUCAAGUUGAAUUUAUCUCCGUGAACUCGGUGGCAUGUGAAUUUGCGAAACUCAGACUUACGAGCCAGUAGUAAACAAAUGGGGUGUAUUAGUCUUGUUAGCAAUGUUGGCACCUCUGCUGAAUGUGACGUUCCACUGUUUCCCAAAAAAAACACCCCAAACAAACCCACACCGGAGUCAUCUGGAGGUCAAGACUCUGUCUUUAACUUCUUACUUCUUACUCAGUGGUCAUUUAUUCACUAAUCACUUUGCUCACUGAAACAGUCAAAAAAAAUAUCCUGAAUUAUAGAUUUUCAGAUUUAUUUUUUUUUGGAUGUGGGUCAGAUUUAAAAAAACAAAACAUAGGACAAUCAGAACGCUUAGAAAAGGUUAGAAAAAAAUCCCCUGCCUGUAAAUGCAGUUCCAUCCAUCCAUCCAUCUUCUAUACCGCUUAAUCCUUUUCAGGGUCACGGGGAACCUGGAGUCUAUCCCAGGGAGCAUGGGGCACAAGGCGGGGUACACCCUGGACAGGGUGCCAAUCCAUCGCAGGGCACAAUCACAUACACACUCACACACCCAUUCAUACACUACGGACACUUUAGACACGCCGAUCAGCCUACCGUGCAUGUGUUUGGACUGGGGGAGGAAACCGGAGUACCCGGAGGAAACCCCCACAGCACGGGGAGAACAUGCAAACUCCGCACACACACGGCCACGGUGGGAAUCAAACCCCCGACCCUGGAGGUGUGAGGCGAACAUGCUAACCGCUAAGCCACCGUGCGUGUAAAUGCAGUUAAAAUGUUACAUUUUUUUUUUCCUUUUCAUUUUGAAAGCUGUAUUACAAUUACGAUUUAUAAGCAAAUUUUUAUGGUCUAGGUUUAUUCAUCAUUCUCGUGCCAACACACACACAAACUUCUUCUUUUAGGCUGCUUUCCCAAACACUUGGUGUUUUUUCUCAACCAGCGCAUGUUUUACAUGCAAAUGGCCACUUUUAAAAAUUGCUGCCAGGUUUUUUUACUCCACAGCGUGAAAACGUCCGAAGAUGGGAGAAAAAGUUUUGUUUUUUCAGAAAAUUGCCGAGCGACUAAACCAAUCACGUCCCACGUUGCGCUUGAGCGAGAAAAACAAACAUGGAGGACAAAGUAGUGAAUAAUGAGUGAAUACGAGGAGGUUUACGACAUGUCAAAUCGAAAAUAUUUCCACGAUUCAAAAUUUGCGAUUUAACUAAAGAUAACGUGUCUGUUUUCACUGUUAAGUCGCACAAACUCUUGUGAUUUUCUGCUUCCAAAGCCACAGCGUAGACAAACAGCUUCCUCAUUACCCAUCUUUAUUGCGUCUGCAUUACUGAGAAUAAUAAUAGCGCGUUCGAGUCACGUCGGAAAGAUCAUAUUUAUGAGCCGAACGCACACGAACGCCACCACAAAGUCGUAAUUACGAGUGGGAAACUCUGGAUUUUCUUUGCGAGUUUCCGAGUGGAGGUCACCGGUAAGAAAACAUGGCGGAAUCAGUGGAUGCAACGUCUGUAGUUGAUGGUAAAUUUGAUCAAACUGAAUGUUUUCUCGCCUCAGAAGCUGAUUUCAGUUAUUCCCCUGGGAUACGGUGCAAGUUAAAUGUCAGGCUUUUUUAUUGACAAUAAAACAAGCUAAUUUCCGUCACAAAAUACGAUAGAAUUACCAAAUUACAAUUACCAAAUAAUAUGCAACGAUAAAGUUUACACUGGCUUUAUACAUUUAUUAAAAACAUUUAAAAAACUCGAUGAUUUUUUUUUUUUUUAACCAGACAGUUAGAAUAAAUGACCACUGAUUAAUAUAUUACUUUUAUUCAUGUUUAAACUACAUAAAAAGAAAAACAGGAGCAGUGAUUGAGAGUAAAAAAGUCUUCAAUUUGAUAACGUCGCUACGAUCGUCUCAUUUGCAAGCCGUGUUAACGUCAGAAGUAUUUUAUUCAACCUGGAGGAUUCAGUAUGCUUUUAUUUUAUUUGCCUGCCUGUAAGUAAUUCAUUAACAAUAUUCAAACACAAGACGGUAAGAUUGCUGAUGUAUUAUGCGUAUUAUGGUUUGUUUUUGUUGUUGUUGUUUUGUUUUUUUUUUUUUAAAAAAGUUUUACCUUGAAUGUAUAUUUUAUAUCAUCUUCCAAAUGAAGGCGUGUUCUGGACAGACAGCCAUUUUGAAAGAUGUUCGCUUGUUUGCCAUGUGACCAAAGUUCAAUCUCACUAUUAUUUCUGUACAUUUAUCCUUUUUCAUUUUUUUUCUUCUUUUUUUUUUUUCUAGAGACACUUAUAUUUUCUCUCAAUGCCAAGAAGCUGAGGUUUAUUUUUAUACGUCAUUGAUUCGUGCAGAUUUAUUGGUCUUUCAGUACAGAAUCGAGAAUUUGCAGUCACUCCCAUCGAAAUGUUUUACUUGACACAAAUUAUUAAAUGUAUUAAAUGUCAGAAGCAUGCCCUAUAUCAAUAACUACAUAUAAUUAAAGAUAUAAAUAUAUAUGGACCGGUUACUUUGUACAAAAACAACCUAUCUGUUUAUAAGAAUUGUUUUAAAUAUCCAAAGCCUAAUGUAUAUGAUAUUUUUAUGUUUUGGGUCUUUUUUUUUUUUUUUUUUUUUUUUUAAGCAUGCAGAAAUCUGCUGAAUAGUUUAUGUUCUAUAUUUAAUGUAAUGAGUUCUAAAGGAAAAAAUUGUUGUUCUGUUGAUUUAAGAGAAGGAUUAACGCAAGCACUUUUGCUGUUUGUCAGCUAGACUUUAAACCUCUUCGGAUUUCGAGGGUGGGUGAUGGUUCAUUAUUUCAUUUGAGAUGCUGCUAUGACUAGUUUGGAGCAGAAAAGCUGUAUUUUUAAUUACUUUUUCAGCCAAGUAGCAAUAAAAAUUUAUACUGUG
Messenger RNA from Ictalurus punctatus (channel catfish), 9502 nucleotides. It is a transcript of the gene phlpp2, whose product is annotated as PH domain and leucine rich repeat protein phosphatase 2. Lineage: Eukaryota; Metazoa; Chordata; Actinopteri; Siluriformes; Ictaluridae. The transcript is spliced from 19 exons. The record is from RefSeq and is a predicted model, not a curated record. The coding region runs from base 156 to 4409 and encodes 1417 amino acids. Gene Ontology annotation, molecular function: protein binding.